CGGUUGGUCACAUGAGCGCCGGUCACAUGAUGUUUGUGAGCUGCGGCUCCUGGAAACAUUUUCAUUAUCACAUUCAUCAUACGGGAAAUAAAAGCGAGGGUUCGUGUGCACCGCCGCAGAUGUGAUCGCGGAAGGACAGAAUCUGAAAGUGUUUGUGUUUCUGGAGCUGCUGCUGAAUGAGAGGAGGAGGAGGAGGAGGAUGAUGGACAGACAGGAGGAGGAAGAUGAAGAGGAGACAGUGUGUCGUGUGAUGGAGGACAUCAUGUGUGUGGAUGAACAGACGGUUCAGCGUCUGACAGACGGGUUUCUGUCUCACUAUCUGCCGGAGCUGAGUUCCUCCAAACGAGCGCUGCAGGAGCUGACACAAAAUCAAGUGAUUCUGCUGGAUACGCUGGAGCAGGAAGUCACGAAGUUCCGCGAGUGCAACGCCACGGUUGAUCUGAACGCGCUGUUCACAGAGGCCAAAGUUUAUCACAGCAAACUGGUGAACAUUCGCAAAGAAAUGAUCGUCCUGCACGACAAGACCACCAGACUGAAGAAGCGAGCGCUGAAGCUGCAGCAGCACAAGCAGAAGGAGGAUCUGGAGCGCGAGCAGCAGAGAGAGAGAGAGCUGGAGCGAGAGAGACGCCUCAUCGCCAAACCCGCCAAACGCAGCGACGCUGAACCGCACUGAGCGCGCUCAGAUACACGGCUCCGCCCGCUGCCCAGAGACUCCGCCCCUAACGUCUGUAAAGCAAUCAGAGAAACGCACCGAUGUGCAGAAACACAGCGCUCUUCGUCACAAUCACGCGCGCGUCACACCUCAGAGGAAACGCCAUGAACUCGCUGGUGACUUUAUCAGGACUAAAUGUCAUAAAGAUGUUUCUCAUGUUUCAUCACAUACGUUUCUGUUCAGAUAAAUAAUAAUAAUGCAUUAAUAAAACUCUAAAGAAAGCGUUUGUGUUCGUCAUCAUCGUGAAAGAAAAUCAGUUACCGCUCACAAUAACUUCCAUUAAA
Labeo rohita (rohu) is the source of this 996-nucleotide messenger RNA. It is a transcript of the gene bloc1s6, whose product is annotated as biogenesis of lysosomal organelles complex-1, subunit 6, pallidin. The transcript is spliced from 5 exons. Gene Ontology annotation, biological process: intracellular transport. The record is from RefSeq and is a predicted model, not a curated record. The coding region runs from base 200 to 673 and encodes 157 amino acids. Gene Ontology annotation, cellular component: extrinsic component of membrane; BLOC-1 complex; transport vesicle. Lineage: Eukaryota; Metazoa; Chordata; Actinopteri; Cypriniformes; Cyprinidae.